Messenger RNA from Myotis lucifugus (little brown bat), 764 nucleotides. RefSeq names its product crystallin gamma S (gene CRYGS). Gene Ontology annotation, biological process: visual perception; lens development in camera-type eye. Gene Ontology annotation, molecular function: structural constituent of eye lens. Bases 131 to 667 code for a protein of 178 amino acids. The transcript is spliced from 4 exons. NCBI's taxonomy places the organism in Eukaryota, Metazoa, Chordata, Mammalia, Chiroptera, Vespertilionidae. The record is from RefSeq and is a predicted model, not a curated record.
AGAAAACCAAAUUUACCGUGUAAGAGGACCAUUUUUAUUUUUUAUUCUGAAAACUUUGGCUGAGUUUUGGUGUCUUGACUCAGCAAAGUCUGUCAUUCAGCAAGGCUUGCACUGGAGAAACCCAUCAAAAAUGUCUAAAACUGGAACAAAGAUUACUUUCUAUGAAGACAAAAAAUUUCAAGGCCGCCACUAUGACUGUGAUUGCGACUGUGCAGAUUUCCACAUGUACCUGAAUCGCUGCAACUCCAUUAGAGUGGAAAGAGGCACCUGGGCUGUGUAUGAAAGGCCCAACUUUGCUGGGUACAUGUACAUCUUACCUCGGGGCGAGUACCCUGAAUACCAGCAUUGGAUGGGCCUCAACGAUCGCCUGGGCUCCUGCAGGGCUGUUCAUCUGUCUAGUGGAGGCCAGUAUAAGAUUCAGAUCUUUGAGAAAGGGGAUUUUAAUGGUCAGAUGUAUGAAACCACUGAAGACUGUCCUUCCAUCAUGGAGCAGUUUCACAUGCGAGAGCUCUACUCCUGUAAGGUGCUGGAGGGUGCCUGGAUUUUCUACGAGCUACCCAACUAUCACGGCAGGCAGUACCUUCUGGACAAGAAGGAGUACCGGAAGCCCAUCGAAUGGGGUGCAGCUUCCCCAGCUGUCCAGUCUUUCCGCCGCGUUGUAGAGUAAUGACAUGGAUGGGCCAUAAGCUUCUUCCUAGGGGCCAAACACUGCUGGCCUUGUCAUCAAAUAGGCAUCAUAAAUAAAACAAUUGGCAUGCACUCCA